Molecule: messenger RNA, 2335 nt
Organism: Arabidopsis arenosa
Lineage: Eukaryota; Viridiplantae; Streptophyta; Magnoliopsida; Brassicales; Brassicaceae
Source: the annotation of a GenBank genome assembly
GUUAAGACUAUUUUUGGAAUUGUAAUGAAUUGUUGAAAUUCGUACUGGAAAAUUGGCUAUGGACUUGAAGCUUAUAGCAGCAGGAUUACGUCAUUAUGGGAAAAUACAAGCUUUUAAGCGUGGAGAAUCAAUUCAAGCUCAUAUAAUCAAACAAGGGAUCUCUCAAAAUGUGUUUCUUGCGAAUAACGUGAUCUCAAUGUAUGUUGAUUUUAGGUUGUUGAGUGAUGCACAUAAAGUGUUCGAUGAAAUGACUGAGAGAAAUAUUGUCACUUGGACUACGAUGGUUUCUGGGUAUACUUGUGAUGGAAAACCCAGUAAGGCUAUUGAGUUAUACAGAAGAAUGUUGGAAUCGGAAGAAGAAGCGGCUAACGAGUUUAUGUAUUCUGCGGUUUUGAAAGCUUGUGGGUUAGUGGGUGAUAUUCAGUUGGGGAGUUUGGUUUAUGAAAGGAUUUGUAAAGAGAAUUUGAAAGGUGAUGUUGUUUUGAUGAAUAGUGUUGUAGAUAUGUAUGUUAAGAAUGGGAGACUUAGUGAAGCUAAGAACAGUUUUUCAGAGAUUCCACGGCCUAAUUUAACUUCGUGGAACACUCUUAUUUCUGGUUAUUGUAAAGCAGGUAUGGUUGAGGAGGCGGUUAGUUUGUUUCAUCGAAUUCCGCAGCCAAAUAUUGUGUCUUGGAACUGUUUGAUCUCGGGAUUUGUCGAUAAGGGUAGUCCUCGUGCGUUGGAGUUUCUAGUUAGGAUGCAGAGAGAAGGACUUGUGUUAGACGGUUUUGCUUUACCGUGUGGCCUUAAAGCUUGCAGUUUUGGUGCCUUAUUAACAAUGGGUAAACAGCUGCAUUCCUGUGUCGUAAAGUCGGGUCUGGAGUCUAGCCCGUUCGCACUCUCUGCUCUUAUUGAUAUGUACUCGAACUGUGGUUCUCUAAGAGAUGCAGCUGAUAUUUUUCAUCUGGAAAAACGGGUCCUCUGUUAUAGCGUCGCUGUUUGGAAUUCAAUGCUCUCUGGGUUUCUGAUUAACGAAGAGAAUGAAGCGGCAUUAGGGCUGCUUUUGCUGAUGUAUCAGUCAGAUUUGUGUUUUGAUUCCUACACUCUAAGCGCUGCCUUAAAGAUAUGUAUCAACUUAGUCAACCUAAGACUCGGGCUUCAGGUACAUAGUUUAGUUGUAGUCAGUGGUUAUGAGUUGGAUUACAUUGUAGGAAGCAUUCUUGUUGAUCUACACGCAAACGUUGGGAAUAUACAAGAAGCACAUAAGCUGUUUCAUAGGCUUCCAAAUAAAGAUAUCAUCGCUUUCUCUGGCUUGAUAAGAGGCUGUGUGAAAUCAGGGUUCAAUUCUUUAGCAUUUUAUCUGUUCAGGGAAUUAAUCAAGUUGGGACUCAAUGCCGACCAGUUCAUCGUCUCAAGUAUUCUCAAAGUCUGUUCGAGUUUAGCGUCUCUUAGAUGUGGUAAGCAAAUUCAUGGGUUGUGUGUAAAGAAAGGUUAUGAAUCAGAACCUGUCACAGCGACAGCACUAGUAGAUAUGUAUGUAAAAUGUGGUGAGAUAGACAAUGGUGUAGUGUUGUUUGAUGGUAUGUUGGAAAGAGAUGUUGUCUCUUGGACGGGGAUAAUUGUUGGAUUCGGACAAAACGGACGAGUCGAAGAAGCGUUUCUAUAUUUCCACAAGAUGAUCAAUUCUGGAGUUGAACCAAAUGAGGUAACUUUUUUGGGUCUUCUUUCUGCUUGCCGACAUUCUGGACUGCUUGAAGAAGCAAGAUCAAUCCUCGAAACGAUGAAAUCUGAAUAUGGUCUUGAACCGUAUCUAGAGCAUUAUUAUUGCGUAGUUGAUCUUCUUGGUCAAGCUGGGCGGUUCCAAGAGGCAGAAGAUUUGAUAAACAAAAUGCCUUUGGAACCCGAUAAAACAAUAUGGAUGUCUCUGCUCACUGCUUGCGGAACUCACAAGAAUGCGGGACUGAUUACUGUAAUUGCUGAGAAAUUGCUCAAGGCUUUUCCGGAAGAUCCAUCGGUUUAUACAUCUCUUUCCAAUGCUUAUGCUACGUUGGGCAUGUGGGAUCAGUUAAGUGAAGUGAGAGAAGCCGCUAAGAAGUUAGGGGCAAAACAAUCUGGAAUGAGCUGGAUCGAGUUUGCCUGAAGCAAUAUGUAAAUAGUUGGAGGCUCUAAUUUGGAGCAACUAGUAGCAUCAUCUAAUGUACAAGCUUCAUCUUCGUCUUUGCUGCUUAUCUCUAGCCAUUUUCUCAUCUUGGCGAGUUUUAUCCACAGAAUCUGUAAAAGCACUGCAAAGACCUGAAUAUGCAUUAUCACCAUUGGUAGAAGGGUAUAGACUUCUUAGUAAAGGAUGAGAGAUUUG